Gallus gallus (chicken) is the source of this 1526-nucleotide messenger RNA. It is a transcript of the gene ZP3, whose product is annotated as zona pellucida sperm-binding protein 3. The transcript has 7 exons. Gene Ontology annotation, molecular function: acrosin binding. Gene Ontology annotation, cellular component: extracellular matrix. Gene Ontology annotation, biological process: positive regulation of acrosome reaction; binding of sperm to zona pellucida; egg coat formation. The record is from RefSeq and is a predicted model, not a curated record. NCBI's taxonomy places the organism in Eukaryota, Metazoa, Chordata, Aves, Galliformes, Phasianidae. Bases 2 to 1486 code for a protein of 494 amino acids.
CAUGCUGGGUGAGCUGGCAGCAGGCGGGAUGCAAGGCGGCUGCGUGGUGCUGGGGCUCCUGUGCUGCUUGGUGGCCGGGGUGGGCUCCUACACGCCCUGGGACAUCUCCUGGGCAGCACGAGGGGACCCCUCUGCCUGGUCCUGGGGGGCCGAGGCGCACUCACGGGCCGUGGCCGGCUCUCACCCGGUGGCCGUGCAGUGCCAAGAGGCGCAGCUGGUGGUGACGGUGCACAGGGACCUCUUCGGCACCGGGCGUCUCAUCAACGCUGCUGACCUGACUCUGGGCCCGGCUGCCUGCAAGCACUCCUCGCUCAACGCCGCACACAACACCGUCACCUUCGCCGCCGGCCUCCACGAGUGCGGCAGCGUCGUGCAGGUGACGCCAGACACCCUCAUCUACCGCACGCUCAUCAACUACGACCCCAGCCCUGCUAGCAACCCCGUCAUCAUCCGCACCAACCCUGCUGUCAUCCCCAUCGAGUGCCACUACCCCAGGAGGGAGAACGUGAGCAGCAAUGCCAUCCGGCCCACCUGGUCCCCCUUCAACUCCGCACUGUCAGCCGAGGAGAGGCUGGUGUUCUCCCUGCGCCUCAUGAGUGAUGACUGGAGCACAGAGAGACCCUUCACCGGCUUCCAGCUGGGCGACAUCCUCAACAUCCAGGCCGAGGUCAGCACUGAGAACCACGUGCCCCUGCGGCUCUUUGUGGACAGCUGUGUGGCUGCCCUGAGCCCUGACGGUGACUCCUCGCCCCACUACGCCAUCAUUGACUUCAACGGGUGCUUAGUGGAUGGGAGAGUGGAUGAUACUAGCUCUGCCUUCAUCACACCCCGGCCACGGGAGGAUGUGCUGAGGUUCAGGAUCGAUGUCUUCAGGUUUGCGGGGGACAACAGGAACCUGAUCUACAUCACCUGCCACCUGAAGGUGACCCCAGCAGACCAAGGCCCAGACCCUCAGAACAAGGCUUGCUCCUUCAAUAAAGCCAGAAACACCUGGGUGCCAGUGGAAGGCAGCCGGGAUGUCUGCAACUGCUGUGAGACAGGCAACUGCGAGCCGCCUGCGCUCUCCCGGAGGCUCAACCCCAUGGAGAGAUGGCAGAGCCGCCGCUUCCGUCGUGAUGCCGGUAAGGUCCCCCGGUGGGGCUGGGGAGACCCGGGCAGGGAGGAGCGCAGCUCAUGGUUCCAUCAUUCCCAGGGAAAGAGGUUGCAGCUGAUGUGGUCAUUGGCCCCGUGUUGCUCUCGGCGGACCCGGGAGCUGUGGGACAGCAGGAGGAGGGUGGUGACGGUGAGUCCCUGUGGUUGUGCCCUUGUGGUGUGGCUGCAGUGCACUGCUCUGACGGCUGGGUUUGGGUUUGCAGGUGCGGCGGUGAUGGUGCCCAGCGUGGGGACGGGGCUGGUGUGCGUGGCCGUGGCUGUAGCUCUGGCUGCCGUUGGGGUGGCUGUAGGUAUUGCACGCAAGGGAUGCACCCGAACCUCAGCUGCGGUGUGAGUGCAGGGCGAGCCGUGAAUAAAGCCUGGAAAGGACAAAC